Auxenochlorella protothecoides is the source of this 282-nucleotide messenger RNA. RefSeq lists its product as hypothetical. The record is from RefSeq and is a predicted model, not a curated record. NCBI's taxonomy places the organism in Eukaryota, Viridiplantae, Chlorophyta, Trebouxiophyceae, Chlorellales, Chlorellaceae. Gene Ontology annotation, biological process: mitochondrial electron transport, NADH to ubiquinone. The transcript has 4 exons. Bases 1 to 282 code for a protein of 93 amino acids.
AUGGCGACUGCAUUGCAGAAGGCUAGGACCGUAGCACUGUACCGGGACAGCCUGAAGACACUGCUUAGCUGGGCAGUAGCGCGCGAUAUUUUCUAUGUGAAGACCGGACACGACCAGAUAGAACGUGCCCUGGCCCGUGGCGAGGAGCGCCUGCGCUCAUAUGCGCACCCAGACCCUUACAUUGUGCCCUACCGGCCUGGAGGCUCCCUGUACGCGCGGAACCCACCCUUCCCCGAUGGGAUCAGCAUGCACAUGGACUUUGGGCGUGAGGGCGGGCAUUGA